AUCAUUCCUCGGUGUACCGAAGCAAAGACGUUGUCGAGGUCGGCCGCUGCCAGAUUUGAAGUUAAUCUUCGGGACGCGGGGAUCCAUGUUUGCGGAUCAGCGGCUUGACUGCGCCCUCGAUUUAGCCGCGCCGCGCGCACAGGCGGUCCCGCUCCGCUGCAGCCCGCGAGUCAAGGAGGCGGCGGGAAACAUGAAGCCGUAGCUCCGUCGCCCGGAGCACCGAGACCGAGAACCGGGGCGGCGAUGACGCUUUGGGGAACGCAGCGGAGUUGGGGAUGGGAACAAGCGGAGUUGUUUUGAGCUGAUCCGCGGCAACUACAAGUGGAGGUUUCUUUCUUUUUUCUUUCUUUUCCUGUUAUACAUCACAAUGUGUGAGGCAGAGAUGUGGGUCGGACGCCAAUUCCUCCGCGUUGUGGAUACAAGGACUGGCAAGUUACCAGCGUAAAAUAACGAGGAAAGAAAGAAAAAAAUAACAACAUCAAUGUUAAAUCUGACCCUGGAGCGAGUACCAUGGCGAAAAGGAAGGGACUCUUAUUUUCGCUGCUAUACUUUAUAGGGGAGUUCUGGCUCAGUUCUCAGCAAGUCCUCAGAAUCGGGGGCAUCUUUGAGACCCUUGAGAAUGAGCCUAUCAGUGUUGAAGAGCUGGCCUUUAAAUUUGCCGUAACCAAUAUAAACAGGAAUCGGACCUUAAUGCCAAACACCACAUUGACCUAUGACAUCCAGAGAAUAAAUUUGUUUGACAGUUUUGAGGCCUCGAGACGAGCCUGUGAUCAGUUGGCCCUGGGUGUGGGAGCAGUAUUUGGCCCCUCUCACAGCUCCUCUGUCAGCGCGGUCCAGUCGAUUUGUAAUGCCCUGGAGGUGCCCCACAUCCAGACCCGGUGGAAACACCCAUCAGUGGAUAACAAAGACAGCUUCUAUAUCAACCUCUAUCCUGAAUAUGCCUCCAUAAGCCGGGCCGUACUGGAUAUAGUACAGUUCUACAAGUGGAAGACAGUCACGGUUGUGUACGAGGAUGCCACUGGGCUGAUUCGUCUGCAAGAAUUAAUUAAAGCGCCAUCCAGGUACAGCAUCAAAAUCAAGAUCCGCCAGCUGCCAACAGGAAGUAAAGACGCCCGUCCUCUCUUGAAGGAGAUGAAGAAGGGGAAGGAGUUCUACGUGAUCUUUGACUGUUCCUAUCAAACGUCAGCUGAUGUUUUAAAGCAGAUCCUGUCCAUGGGGAUGAUGACUGAAUACUAUCACUUCUUCUUCACUACUUUGGACCUAUUUGCCCUUGACCUGGAGCCCUACCGUUACAGCGGGGUCAACAUGACAGGUUUCCGACUCCUGAACAUAGACAACCCCCAGGUGGCGUCUGUGGUGGAGCGGUGGGCCAUGGAACGAAUGCAGGCCCCUUCCAAAGCCGAGAACGGGAUGAUGGAAGGAAUGAUGACGACUGAAGCGGCUCUGAUGUAUGACGCCGUCUACAUGGUGGCUGCUGCCUCCCAGCGCGCCUCCCAGAUCACUGUCAGCUCUCUUCAGUGCCACCGACACAAACCCUGGCGCUUCGGAUCGCGCUUCAUGAACAUGUUCAAAGAUGCACAAUGGAACGGCUUGACAGGACAGAUAAUUGUUAACAAGACAGAUGGCCUCCGGAAAGAAUUUGAUCUCGAUGUCAUCAGCUUAAAGGAAGAUGGCCUGGAGAAGAUUGGAGUGUGGAAUUCUCAGACUGGCCUUAAUUUGACUGAAAACAACAAAGACUCGUCAACAAAUGUGACCGAUUCGAUGGCCAACAGGACCCUGAUUGUCACUACUAUUCUGGAAAAUCCUUACGUCAUGUAUAAGAAAUCCGAUAAGCCACUGUAUGGAAAUGACCGCUUUGAGGGCUACUGUCUAGACCUGCUGAAAGAGCUGUCCAACAUCUUGGGCUUUGCCUAUGAGGUAAAGCUGGUGUCUGAUGGGAAGUACGGCGCUCAGAAUGACAAGGGGGAGUGGAACGGUAUGGUGCGAGAACUCAUUGACCAUGUGGCUGACCUGGCUGUGGCGCCUCUUACCAUCACGUAUGUGAGGGAGAAAGUGAUUGACUUCUCUAAGCCCUUCAUGACACUUGGGAUUAGCAUCCUGUACCACAAACCCAAUGGCACUAAUCCAGGAGUUUUCUCCUUCCUCAACCCACUGUCUCCUGAUAUCUGGAUGUAUGUGCUGCUGGCAUGCCUCGGAGUCAGCUGCGUAUUAUUUGUCAUUGCCAGGUUCACGCCCUACGAGUGGUAUAACCCCCACCCCUGCAACCCCGACUCAGAUGUGGUUGAAAACAACUUCACCCUGAUAAACAGUGUCUGGUUCGGAGUUGGAGCGCUUAUGCAGCAAGGAUCCGAACUGAUGCCGAAAGCCCUUUCCACGAGGAUAGUUGGUGGGAUAUGGUGGUUUUUUACACUGAUCAUAAUCUCAUCCUACACUGCCAACUUGGCUGCCUUUCUCACUGUGGAGAGAAUGGAUUCACCGAUUGAUUCUGCAGACGACUUGGCAAAGCAAACCAAAAUAGAAUACGGUGCUGUGAGAGAUGGCUCCACCAUGACCUUUUUUAAGAAAUCUAAAAUCUCCACUUAUGAGAAGAUGUGGGCAUUUAUGAGCAGCAGAAAAAACACCGCCUUGGUGAAAAACAACCAGGAGGGCAUUCAGAGAGUCCUCACCACAGAUUAUGCCCUUCUCAUGGAGUCAACCAGCAUUGAGUACAUCAGCCAGCGCAACUGCAACCUCACGCAGAUCGGGGGCUUGAUUGAUUCAAAGGGCUAUGGAGUGGGAACCCCCAUUGGGUCCCCCUACAGAGACAAGGUGACCAUAGCCAUCUUGCAGCUGCAAGAAGAAGGAAAGCUGCACAUGAUGAAGGAGAAGUGGUGGAGAGGAAACGGCUGCCCCGAGGAGGACAGCAAAGAAGCCAGCGCCCUUGGGGUGGAGAACAUAGGGGGCAUCUUCAUUGUGCUGGCUGCUGGACUUGUCCUCUCAGUUUUCGUAGCUAUUGGAGAGUUUAUUUACAAAUCCAGGAAGAACUUGGACAUUGAGGAGGUGAGUGUCGGUCAGUGCGAGUGGCACAAUAAGUAUUAACAAGCAAAUUGACUGAACCCUAAGACUGUCACAAACCUAACACGUUUUGCAUCUAUUGUUGUUGUCUUCUGGGGACUGCAUUACUCACUUGGCCAAAACUGGAAAAAAGAAAAAAAAAACAAGCAGAUGUCGGUAUGUGAAAAACUGCAGUUUUGCAAUCACAAGCAAAAUACUUUAUUGUAGAGUAGUGUUUAUAGUAGUUUGGAGUAGAGCAUAUGGACUUUUUAUUCUUAAUUGGAACAAUACCUUUUAAACCCUUUUUAUGAUGACACAUAGUUUAUGGCUUCUGACAGCAGACUGCUUGACCAUCUUGGCCUUGCUGCUUUUUGAAUCCAGUAAAAAAAGAUGUUUAAUAAUGUAUUUAUAGAAAGAUUUCAUUGUCAUACCAUGAUACUGUAGGUAAGUGAUGGACGCUGUACAGUAUCACUUGCGGCUAAUUUGCUAUAUCUGGAAUAACUUGUCUGAAUUUAGCAGUUAUUACAGUAGAUACAAGGGUAUGCUGUCAUUGUAUGUUUGCAAUUUUCAUAUUCACAGGGCAACACAGAAACUUUGGCUUAACAACACAACUUCACGCCACUUUUGUAUGUGAUGAUCCAUUCAAACACGUCUUUUGCUUAACGCAGUAAAGAGUGCUUCCGGUACGUUGGCAAAUGAGCAGUCCUCAAAGCAAGUUUUUGUUCAUUAACUUGCUUUAUGUCUACACAUUUUUUUUGUAUUAUUUGACAUCUGUGGAAAUGCAUGUCGAUGUUCUGUCUCAAAGGCACUGUUUCAGAAUGACUAAAGUUGUGUGAAAACCUCGCAUCUUUCACCUCUUGUUUCUUCUUGCUUGGGUUUUGGUACGAGCACAUGGUUCCUCUGCCCGCCUUGCCUCCUUUUUUCCGGACGCAAGAUCUUUUUCGAACGCUCCAAGUUUUGGAUUUCAGCUCGUGAAACUCGCCGGAUCAUAACCAGAGGACCCGAGGGCAUUCCUGAGGUCUCGUUGUGUCCUCUCUUAGGUCCUGUGUGAUCCGCAUUGUGCCUGCAUGAUGGUUUUCUUCAAGACCCGAGACUUCCUCCUUGUUCUUGUUUGUUUGCGGGCACAUGUGGCUGUUCAGUGCUGUUUCCGUGCUAUGCCUUUGCUGAAUACUGCCAAGGUCUUAAGUUAACACGCUUUAUUGCGGUGAGUAGAUGUUGGCUACGUUUGAUGAACUGCUUCUGAAUAUAAAACGGUU
Molecule: messenger RNA, 4289 nt
Organism: Lampris incognitus (smalleye Pacific opah)
Lineage: Eukaryota; Metazoa; Chordata; Actinopteri; Lampriformes; Lampridae
Product: glutamate receptor ionotropic, kainate 1
Exons: 15
Coding region: 511-3078 (855 amino acids)
Biological process (GO): monoatomic ion transport; modulation of chemical synaptic transmission; synaptic transmission, glutamatergic
Cellular component (GO): presynaptic membrane; postsynaptic membrane; kainate selective glutamate receptor complex
Molecular function (GO): transmitter-gated monoatomic ion channel activity involved in regulation of postsynaptic membrane potential; kainate selective glutamate receptor activity
Source: RefSeq, a predicted model, not a curated record